This is a messenger RNA of Conger conger (European conger), 4808 nucleotides long. RefSeq names its product receptor-type tyrosine-protein phosphatase zeta-like. Gene Ontology annotation, biological process: peptidyl-tyrosine dephosphorylation. Lineage: Eukaryota; Metazoa; Chordata; Actinopteri; Anguilliformes; Congridae. The record is from RefSeq and is a predicted model, not a curated record. Bases 175 to 4080 code for a protein of 1301 amino acids. The transcript is spliced from 30 exons. Gene Ontology annotation, molecular function: protein binding; protein tyrosine phosphatase activity.
CGAGUCGCUCCGAAGCGAGACCGCAGCGUGACAGGGGCGAAUGCCACCGAGAGGCGGAAACGCGGAGGAAUGACCCAAUCAUAGCAUCUUCAUGCGCCCUGGGGAGUGGAAUUUCCAACUUCUCACCUAAGGAGAUAUAUUUGCGCGUACGUCCUGCUGAUUGAGAGGAACGAUAUGGACGUGUCUGUGCACAAAAGCCUUCUGCUGCUGGCGUAUCUCUUGCUUACCUGUCAAAUAGCUGAUGUGGCUCAUGGAUACUUCAGAAACCAGCGCAAGUUCACAGAGGACAUCGAUUGGUCAUAUGCAGGAACUUUAAACCAAAAUAACUGGGCGAAAAAAUACCCAUCAUGCAGCAGUGCCAAGCAGUCGCCCAUCGACAUCGCCGAGGCCUUUGCGCGGGUCAGAGUUCAGUUCCAGCAGCUGAGGUUCGAGGGCUGGGACAACGAGACCUCCGCCAACACCACCAUCCAUAACGAUGGGAAGACGGUCACGGUGGACCUGCCCGGGGAGUUCUACCUGAGCGGAGGGGGGCUGAGGUCGAGGGUCAGGGCCGGCGCCAUCUCCUUCCACUGGGGCAGCUGCAACGGCUCGGCCGACGGAUCUGAGCACAGCCUCGACGGCGUCAAGUUUCCCCUGGAGAUGCAGAUCUUGUGCUUCGAGGACGACCGGUUUCAGUCCGUCUCGGAGGCGCUGAAGGAAGGAGGGAGGCUAACAGCUCUGUCCGUCCUCUUCAAGGUCAGCUCAGAAGACAACGAGAAGUUUGUGCCAAUUAUUGACGGGGUGAACUCUGUUAGCCGAUUUGAUAAGCGCAGCACCCUGGAGCCCUUCUCCCCCCUGGACCUCCUGCCAGACUCCACAGAGAAGUACUACAUCUACAACGGCUCGCUGACCACCCCGCCCUGUUCCGAGACCGUGGAGUGGGUAGUGUUCAAGGACACCGUGUCCAUCUCCGAGGCCCAGCUGGAGGUGUUCUGUGAGGUGAUGACCCUGCAGCAGGCUGGCUUCGUGAUGCUGAUGGAUUACCUGCAGAAUAACUUCAGGGAGCAACAGGAGCAGUUCAUGGGCCAGGUGUUCUCCUCCUACACUGGGAUAGAGGAAGUGCGCAUGUCCAUUUGCAGCUCGGAGCCGGAGAACGUGCAGGCGGACCCUCAGAACUACACCAGUGUGCUGGUGACGUGGGACAGGCCACGCGUGGUGUACGACAGCAGCAUAGAUAGGUACUCCGUCACCUACCAGCGGCUGCAAGGACGGGACCCCCCAAAACAGGAGUACCUGACGGACGGAGACCAGGAUGUGGGGGCGAUUAUUCAGCGCCUGUUCGCCAACAGCAGCUACGUGGUCCAGGUGGUGGCGCUGUGCUCCAACGGCCUGUAUGGGCGUAUAAGCGACCAGGUCAUCGUGGACAUGCCCCUGGACGACCCCGAAACGUAUCCUGACCCUUUCUCAGAUCCUACUGAAAGAAGAUACGAUUGGAAGGGGGGAUAUCGCCCAGGGCCAGUGAAGCCUGCCCCAGACCAGACCCAGGGGGGCACUGCGGACCGGGACCCAGGGGGGUCUGGUGUAGGGCCCCCGCUCUCUAGGGCCACCGAGGGCCCUAUUCAGACGGCGGUCCCAGGGGAGGGGCCCUUGGUCUGGUCCCGGGGCCACGCUGAACAGCCCGUUGAGCGGCCCGAGUCCUCACACACCUCCCUCGCACCCCCCCGCGUGUCCCCAACCGAAGGGGGCUCAGUCAGUGCCGUUUCUCCCGGAGCCGACCGCAACGCCAAAACCGCGUUCAGUACGACCGCGAGGGAGAUCGCGUCCCUCCCCGAAACCCCGGUUACCGCCACCCUGCCCCCGUCGAUCUGGGAGCCCCCCCCGCAGCCCACCGCCCCCCCACACACCACUGCCUCCGUCCUGCCCGACACUUCCACCGUCAGCACCUCUCUGUCCUACACCACCCAGCCUCCACUCAACGGCGGCAGUAACAGCAGCCUGGCGUCGCUGAACGGGCGGCUGGGGUUCGGGGAGCGGGAGCGGGAGCGGCGGGCCGUGGUGCCCCUGGCCAUCGUGUCCUGCCUCACCUUCAUCUGCCUCAUGGUCCUGGUGGGCAUCUUCAUCUACUGGCGGAACUGCUUCCAAACAGCCCAUUUCUACAUAGAUGAAGACGCCUCACCCAGGAUCAUCUCUGCUCCACCGACUCCUGCACUUCCACUGACAGACGAGUGCCAGCCUCAGACGGUGAGGAAGUUUGUGCGACACGUGUCGGAGCUCCACGACACCGGCGGCUUCUCGCGCGAGUUUGAGAUUUUGAAAGAGUGUUACGAGGAAGUCCAAGCAUAUUCGGCAGAUCUUCCCGUGACCUCGGACAGCUCCACCCACCCGGACAACAAGAAUAAGAACAGAUACAUCAACAUCCUGGCCUAUGAUCACAGUCGAGUCAGACUGUCUCCGAACCCAGACAGGGAAGAUAAGGGCAGGGACUACAUUAACGCCAACUACGUCGACGGAUUUAACAGGCCCCGGGCGUACAUCGCCGCCCAGGGGCCCCUCAAAGCCAGCACGGAGGACUUCUGGAGGAUGGUGUGGGACCACAAGGUGGGCGUGGUGGUGAUGAUCACCAACCUGGUGGAGAAGGGCCGGAGGAAGUGUGACCAGUACUGGCCAAUGGAGAGCCAGGAGGAGUACGGCAGUUUCCUGGUGACGCUGAAGAGCUGCAGGGGCCUGGCCCACUACACGCACAGGACCUUCUCCCUGAGGAACACGCAGGCCAGGAAGGGCUCCCAGAAGAGCCGGAGCUGGGAGCAGACGGUGGAGCAGUACCACUACACGCAGUGGCCUGACAUGGGCGUGCCCGAGUACGCCCUGCCCCUGCUCUCCUUCGUGCACCGCUCCUCCCGGGCCCGCCCUGCGGACUCUGGGCCCACGGUCGUGCACUGCAGUGCUGGAGUGGGCAGGACCGGGACCUACAUUGUGCUGGACAGCAUGCUGCAGCAAAUCAAGGAGCAGGGCACGGUCAAUGUCCUGGGGUUCCUCAAACACAUCCGCACGCAGAGGAACUACCUGGUGCAGACCGAGGAGCAGUACGUCUUCAUCCACGAUGCCCUGGUGGAGGCCAUUCUGAGCAGGGAGACCGAGGUUUCCUCCUUGUGUAUCCAUGGCUACGUCAACGACCUUCUGACCCCAGGGCAGUCUGGUCGAACCCAUCUGGAGAGGCAAUUCAAGCUCAUCAGCCAGACCAGCCCCAAGCAGUGUGACUACACCACCGCCCUCAGCCCCUGCAACAGGGAGAAGAACCGCUGCUCCUCACUCCUACCCGUGGAGAGGUCCAGAGUGUGUCUAUCCACAGUGGUGGGAGAGACGACGGACUACAUCAACGCCUCCUAUGUCACGGGGUACCACCGGAGCCAUGAGUUCAUCCUCACCCAGACUCCACUUCCCAAUACCACCCUGGACUUCUGGAGGAUGGUGUGGGACCACAACGCCCAGGUCAUCGUUACGCUGCCCGACGCACAGGUCACGACAGAGGAGGAGAACACGGUCAGUGUUUUCUGGCCCCGUAAGGAGCAACCAAUCAGGUGCGAGAUGUUCACCGUCACCCUGACGGGUGAAACCGGCGUGUGUCUGUCCAACGAGGACAGGAUGGUGGUGCAGGACUUCAUCCUGGAAGCUAAUCAGGAUGACUAUGUGCUGGAGGUGAGGAGGUUCCAGUCUCCCCGCUGGCCUAAUCCAGACAGCCCCAUCAGCAGCAGCUUUGAGCUCAUCAGCAAGGUGCGGGACGCCAGCCUCUCCGGAGAGGGACCCGUGGUCGUCCAGGACCUGUACGGCGGCGUCUCCGCGGCAACGUUCUGCACUCUGUGGACGCUGUCACGGCAACUGGAGCAGGAGAACCGCACGGACGUGUUCCAGGUGGCCCGGCUGACCAACCUCGCGAGGCCCGGGGUCUUCAGCGACAUCGAGCAGUACCAGUUCCUGUACACGGCCCUCCUGAGCCUGGUGAACAACCAGGAGGAUGAGAGGGCGCUGCAGUGCGCGGACAACAACGGGAGCGUUCCCUGCGGCAUCGGAGACACAGCCGAGAGUCUGGAGUCUCUGGUAUAGCCCACGGCCGCCCCCAGGAGCAGCCUGUUCUCUGGGAGAACUCUGCCUGAACUGACACUCUGGCGCUUUGGCCUUUCCUGUCAGUACCUUUCAAUCCUGCGUUACAACUGGUCAGACUUCACCGCUGCCCAUAACUGUACGAUAUUUUAAUGCGUGCCUUUACAUAAUUUGUUUUCAUACCCUUUUCUGCUUUUGUAUGAUUUUUAUUUUAACUAAUGGCAAUUUUGAAAUGACUGCAGUGUUGCUCACACUUUGGGUCUAUUUGUUAUUUGUCUGAAAUGUAUUUUUUGGAAGAUUUGUUGUUAUUCAUCAAAACAAAAAAAAGGAAAAAAGUACAUUGUAAUGGGCCUAUUUGUUAUUUCUCUGAAAUGUAUUUUUUUUAAAGAUUUGUUGUUAUUCAUCAAAACAAAAAAGGAGAAAAGUACAUUGUAAUGAUAUUACUGUAUUUUUUUGUAGAGUGCAUAUACUUGGACAGUGUUUUACAAAUAGACAUAUUGUAAAUAUGAUUGUUUCUAAUGUGUACACACAUGGCAGAGAUGGAACAAGAACAUGGACUACUACUGUAAUAAAUCAUACGACAGUGACCAUGUCAACAGACCAAAAUCCUAUUUAUGUGUCUAAUUUUAUAUUUUAUUACAGAGAUUUUUCAAGUAAUGUAGAAAUUUCCAUUGAGACUGAACUUAUGGUAAGUCAUUUAGUUGAAAGAUUAAAUCUAAUAUUUCUGACAA